Macrosiphum euphorbiae (potato aphid) is the source of this 1239-nucleotide messenger RNA. NCBI's taxonomy places the organism in Eukaryota, Metazoa, Arthropoda, Insecta, Hemiptera, Aphididae. The record is from the annotation of a GenBank genome assembly.
AUGAAAAAUCUUAAGCUGCACAAGUCGGUGGUGACACAUGUUGAACAGUUAAAAGACGCUAAAUUGGUUCAGAUAAUUGCCAACGGUGAGCUAUGUUACUCGACCAAUAGCUCCAUUUGGCGUUUAAACUUAAACGAUACACCUCGUCUGGUAGUGGACCUAUCUUUGACAGAUGUGUACAUCACCCCGGAAUGCGACAGCAUCAAUAUCACGUCUUAUGCGUACUACGAGCCAUGGGAUUCCUUUGUGGUCGGUUGUUCAAAUGGCGAUGUACUAUUGAUACAAGAAAAUAUUGUAGAAAUUGCAUUUAAAUGUGAAGACUUAAUCUCCAACAUACUGUGUAGUCCUGACUUUGAACGCAUCAUUCUGUUGACCAGCCAAGGAAAAAUUACACUAGUCACCGAGUGUUUUGAACCAUUGAAUGAUUUCAACAUUAUCGAGGUUGAACUGUCAGAAAAAUUAUUGGUAAAUGUUGGCUGGGGAAAAAAAGAAACGCAGUUUCAUGGAUCAGAAGGGAAAUCCAAAAGAGUUGUGAAGGAAGUCAUUGGAGACGAAAACAUUUCUGACGAUUCUAUAAAUAUCUGCUGGAGAUCUGACAGUUUAUUGUUUGCAAUUGGAUUUCUUGAUAAAGUAUCUAAUUUGAGAUCUAUUAAAAUAUUUAACAGAGAUGGAAUUUUACAGUACAUAAGUGAACCUCUUCCAGGAGUAGAAGCUGUAUUGAGUUGGAAAACUACCAAAGAACUUAUAUCAUUUUCCCAACAUGCGAAUGAAAAAUAUUUCAUUAGUUUUAUGGAAAAAAAUGGACUCAAACAUGGAGACUUUGAAAUUCCAUCUACUAUCAAUGUAAAACAGUUGUUGUGGAACCAUGAUUCUUCGAUAUUGUGUAUUCAGUGUGCUGAUUCUAAUAGUAAUUAUUUAUUAUUUUUGUCGUGCACUAAUUAUGCGUGGCAGAUUAAAAAAUGGAUGACAAUUGAAAACAAAAUAAUUACUGCAAAAUGGUUGUUAGACAAUAGUUUACAAUUAAUUACUGACAAUGGUAGUUACUAUACACUAUAUUGGGCUGAAACUUUGUGUACUUCAAGUCCAGGAACUCUAGACUGGGUUGCUGUCAUAGAUUGCUCUUCAGUAUUAUUAACACCUUUUAAACAAGUUAUAAUACCGCCUCCGAUGUUUCAUUUAAAGUUAACCGUAGAUUCUCCUGUGGACAGUGUAUUGUAUAUGCCUCAAAAUCAAAGGUAA